Sphaerulina musiva SO2202 is the source of this 162-nucleotide messenger RNA. RefSeq lists its product as uncharacterized. The record is from RefSeq and is a predicted model, not a curated record. The transcript has a single exon. The annotation marks the transcript as partial. NCBI's taxonomy places the organism in Eukaryota, Fungi, Ascomycota, Dothideomycetes, Mycosphaerellales, Mycosphaerellaceae.
UCCAAAUGCGAAGUCGUGGAAAGCGCAGAAAUGAGUCUCUAUGCACGGGGUGGCGGUCAGCCUUGUGAUACUGGCGUCAUGGAUAUUGAUGGCGCAAAGCUCAGUGUGGAGUGUGCGACGUGUCUGCGCUGGGACGAUCCUGCACUUCGUCUGAAUCAUUGA